AUGGCGACAUCUACUCGGGUCGCCGAGUUAUCUCCUGCAAAUGCUACUAUUCUUGCUGCCCAUUUUGCGGCUUCCGGAGAUUUAAAGGCUCUACGGUCGGUAUGCUUGUUGCAUUCUUCGACACUCCGCGGCCAUACGCUUCUGCGUGUGCUAUUAUGUCUCCCGGAGACUACUCAACCGAAUCUGUACAUCCCGCUUAUCAGAACUGUUCUAUCAAAUGAAGACAUUACGCCACUGGAAGAUGAGGGAAUGGUGGAAGAUAUGGAAUCAUCGUUACCAAUCACUAAAAUAUCCGAUAAAAGCGCGCAAAAGAAAAUAGAAAAGCUUCCAACUCUGCCGCUAGGGAAUGAUGACGAUGGGAAGGGGCUAGUAACUUCCUACUUGCUACAGCGAUCGCGCAAUAUCGAUUCAGAAACCGGCGCACUAUCGAUCAUCAGGGAGCUUCUAACUCCCUUCCGGGACGAUUUACCGACGAUUAGAAAUUACCUAGAUGGUUCCGUAGAGGUCUUAUCAAAACUUGUCUACGAAUAUGCCCAGGAAAACGAAGAUGAUAUUGGGGGUACGGCAGUUUUUGAGACAAUGGAAGUGGAUGCGGGCACGAAAAUACUAUUGAACCGCUGCGGAAGGGGAGGAAAUGUCGUACAAGAUUUGAAGCAGCUUGUGGUCCCAUACUUGAAUUAUAGAGGGAGCUAUGGAAAUGGUUGGGGUGUGAUAUGGAAAUGGUUGGAGCAAAAGGUUGAAUCGGGGGAUUGGGCCGGGUUUGUUGAGGUUAUCGCAAGAUGGGAUGGGCCCGAGAACCAAGCUUUGCGGGAACAGUACGCAAGACUUGCCUUAGCGGGAUGUUAUAUUUGUGGUGAGACGGAGAGUUGGGCUUUGGAUGGAAUGCGGGUCGUUGAGAAAAGGGUGCGGGGCUUUGUAGAUGCUGGUGUAGGUGCCAGGAAUAUAUACAAGGCGCCAACCAAACUAGGCGGCUUGUUAGAUAAAGAGAAUCCGCUCACUGCGCCGAAUACAGAAUCGCUCAAGAUACUUGAUCUCUUGAUUACCUCCGCCGGGAUCUUGUCUAUUCCGCUGGCGGCAGCGGCAAAAGUAAAGUUUGAGGGUUCACACGACGAUCAGAAAGGAGUACUUGCACGAUACGUGAGGAACGGGCCGAAUUGGACCAAGAGAUCUAAUGAAGAGUGGAAGAAGCUGAGGAAUGGUCUAAGGUGGAUGCGAUCCGAGUCGGGAGUCUUGGAGAAAUUAUCUGUAGAGGAGGUUGAGAAGGUGCUACUCUCGGGAAUGUUAGCAGCUACGAAGUUUCCGUUGGUAAAGGAAGUCUAUGUUACCGGACGCGACGGAGGGUUGGGGAAGGAAGAGGUCGAAAGAAGCGUAUUAGAUGCCUUUCAGGAGUUUUACGACAAUGCGAGUAAUGGAAACAAGACUAGGGGUGGAGUAAAGAAUGCGUUAAACACUCUCCAGAUACUCUAUCCUCAAUACUCGAAUUCUACAGCUCUCGAACGUGCUUUCCGUCUGGUCAAUGCCACCCACGCACUUUCCCACUACUCCCUAACAAUCACUCCUGGUGUCCCACUCCGCCCAGUUCAUGACCUCUGCUUUGGUACCACUGGCUAUGACGGGGGUAGAAAAACCAACGCCAGAGUCCUCGGGAUGUGCAUAGACGCAGCACUUUCAGAAUCCGAUUUUGACACUGCGUACUCAUUCAGCAUGAACCGACUUGUCUCUAUGGCCACAGAUGAUGAAGACACUGAAGAGGUUAAGGACGUAAUCUGGCGUACUUGCUUCCAGGCAGGACGGUACCGUUCCCCAUAUGCUGCCCUUAUAGGCGAAACAUCUGCAUAUGGCGGCAAAGCAUUGCGAACAGUCGAAAUGCGAAUGGAACUUCUCGGCCAAGCUCUUCGGGUAUGCCCUCCGCCCGCAUUGGCAGAAGUCCUAGCCGCCUGGCGACGCUGCGAGGAAGAAAUGCAAGCCGGGCUCAAGGAAGAGGAGGAAGAGGAAGAGCGUCAUGCUGCACUCUGGAAGACCGGGGAUGCAAGAACCGGCUCAGGCAGAAGAAAAGAAGACGAGGCUCCUAUGGGGCUAUUUGCCGUCGCGAGAGAGGCCGCACAAGCGCUCAGAGGGUCUAAAUUUCCACUUGCUGCUGGGCGAGGAAUGGACGGUACUGGUAGUGAGCAUGGAAGUGAGGGGUCUGUGGCGACAGAGGAGAGGAUCAGGAAGAGAGAUAUGGUUUCCGGCGUUGUUACGCGUGGGCUUGCGGGUGGGAUUGGGUGGGUACUUGGUGCCCAACCCGCUGUCCCACCACGUUAG
Molecule: messenger RNA, 2304 nt
Organism: Morchella sextelata
Lineage: Eukaryota; Fungi; Ascomycota; Pezizomycetes; Pezizales; Morchellaceae
Exons: 3
Coding region: 1-2304 (767 amino acids)
Biological process (GO): retrograde vesicle-mediated transport, Golgi to endoplasmic reticulum
Source: RefSeq, a predicted model, not a curated record